This is a messenger RNA of Bufo gargarizans (Asiatic toad), 3351 nucleotides long. It is a transcript of the gene MYT1, whose product is annotated as myelin transcription factor 1. Gene Ontology annotation, biological process: regulation of transcription by RNA polymerase II. Bases 1 to 3351 code for a protein of 1116 amino acids. Gene Ontology annotation, cellular component: nucleus. The record is from RefSeq and is a predicted model, not a curated record. Gene Ontology annotation, molecular function: DNA-binding transcription factor activity, RNA polymerase II-specific; RNA polymerase II cis-regulatory region sequence-specific DNA binding; zinc ion binding. Lineage: Eukaryota; Metazoa; Chordata; Amphibia; Anura; Bufonidae. The transcript is spliced from 21 exons.
AUGAAUGUAGAAAAUGACGACAAAAGGGCCCGCACACGAUCCAAAAUCCGAGGUAUCCCAGUUGAGCUUAUUGGGCAGGAAGUGAGCUGUCCCACCCCAGGCUGUAUUGGCUCAGGACACAUCAGUGGAAAGUAUGCAAGACAUAGAAGUUUACAAAAUUGCCCCUUGGCCCGUAAACGCAAGGUGCAAGAUUCAGAGAUUGAACUCUCAGCAUCAAAGAGGAAGUCACAUCCUCUCAAACUGGCCCUGGAUGAGGGCUACAAUAUGGACAGUGAUGGUAGUGAAGAUACAGAGUUGAAAGAUGAAGAUUCUGGCACAGAGGACUCUGAAGGAACAUUGGUGGAGACUGAAGAGGAAUCUGAGCACCCUGAACUUAAAGAGUCUCCAAGCCCAGAGCCUAUAGAAGCUGAAAGCUCUCCAGCUAAGUCAUCCUAUGAAGAACUUCCAAAAAGCAACGAGACUCCCACAAGAGCCACUUACAGCAGUUAUCAAGAAAUCAUUGCCAAUUCACUUUUAAACUUGGGCCAAAUAGCAAAAGCAGCAUUGGUUUCAGAGGGACAUUUGCCAGAAAGUGAACUGGAGACCCCUAAACCAGGCUCUGGUGUAAUGCAUAUAGUCCAACCAGAAGUAGAGGAAGUGGCAGUGGAAGAGGUGUGUGACAAGGAGAUCAUCAUACAGACAGAAGAUGCUGAAGAAGUAAUUGAAGUCACCAGCGAGCCUAGCAGCGAGUCAGGUCUUGAACCCCGAGAUGACAUACAGUGUGAGGAGGCUUGCAAAAAAGAUAUGGAGGAUGAAGAUGAUGAUGAAGAGGAUGAUGAUGAUGUUGAUGAGGAUGAUGAAGAUGAUGAUGACCUAGAUGAUGAUGAGGAAGCAGAGGAACACCCUUCUGAAAUGAUGAGCCAGGAUGCCCCCAAUGCUUCUCAGGACUCCCCUAAAAUCCACUGUGAAGGACAAUAUAGUCCAAAACCUGAAUAUUCCGUAAUUGUGGAGGUCAGGUCAGAUGACGAUAAGGAUGAUGAUAGCCAUUCUCAAAAAUCAGCUGUAACAGAUGAAUCUGAAAUGUACGACAUGAUGACCCGGGGCAACCUUGGGCUCCUGGAACAAGCGAUUGCUCUGAAGGCUGAACAGGUUAAAGUUGUUCGGGAGCAGAGCAGAACAACAACAGACACCAUCAAGAGUUACCAAACUGAAGAGAAACAGAACCGGUCGAUAGACACCAUGAGAAAAAGCUUUUAUGGUAAAUAUGCCGCAAGACCUGAAAAAAGAGAGAUCAAAUGUCCAACCCCUGGCUGUGAUGGUACCGGACAUGUAACAGGACUUUAUCCUCAUCACAGGAGCCUCUCAGGAUGCCCACACAAGGACAGGAUCCCUCCAGAGAUUCUGGCCAUGCAUGAGAAUGUACUCAAGUGUCCGACCCCUGGCUGCACAGGACAGGGCCAUGUUAACAGCAAUAGGAACACACACAGGAGUUUAUCUGGAUGCCCCAUUGCUGCAGCUGAAAAAUUGGCCAGAUCCCACGAGAAGCAGCAACAGCCUGGAGAUCUCACCAAAAAUAAUACAAACUCAGACAGGAUACUCAGGCCCAUGUGCUUCGUGAAGCAGCUGGAGAUUCCCCAAUAUGGCAGCUAUAGGCCCAACAUGGUUCCUGCAACGCCACGAGCCAAUUUAGCCAAGGAGCUGGAGAAAUACUCCAAGGUUACCUUUGAUUAUGCAAGUUUUGAUGCUCAGGUUUUCGGCAAACGCUUGCUUGCCCCAAAGAUUCAGACAAGCGAAACCUCACCCAAAGCCUUUAAAAGUAACACUUCAUCUUCUUCCUCUGGCUUUGAUUACACCCAUGAUGCAGAGGCUGCACACAUGGCAGCAACGGCCAUCUUGAAUCUUUCUACUCGAUGCUGGGAGAUGCCAGAGAAUCUUAGUACAAAGCAACAGGACCUACCAAGUAAAUCUAUGGACAUAGAAGUAGAUGAAAAUGGCACUUUGGACUUGAGUAUGAACAAGCAUCGGAAAAGGGAGAGCACAUUCCCCAGCAGCAGUAGUUGCAGCAGUAGUCCCAGCAUGAAGUCUCCAGACCAGUCCCAACGCCAAAACUGUACUAGUGCCACAAGUAGCACUAUGACAUCACCCCAGUCCAGCCAGACUUCUCGACAAGAUGAUUGGGAUGGACCCAUUGACUACACCAAGCCAAAUCGCCAACGUGAAGAGGAGCCUGAAGAGUCUGAACCAGCGGGAGCUUCUUUUGCUUCAUCAGAAGCUGAUGACCAAGAGAUGCAGGAGGAGAACUUUGAAGACCGCAAAUACCCUGGAGACGUGACGCUCAGCAAUUUCAAACUGAAGUUUCUCUCCAAGGACAGCAAGAAAGAGCUGCUGACCUGCCCUACACCAGGAUGUGAUGGAAGCGGACACAUUACUGGAAACUACGCCUCUCACCGCAGUCUUUCUGGUUGCCCUCUUGCUGACAAGAGUCUCAGAAACCUGAUGGCUGCACACUCUGCUGAUCUCAAGUGCCCUACCCCGGGAUGUGAUGGCUCUGGACACAUUACAGGGAAUUAUGCGUCUCAUCGGAGCUUGUCAGGCUGUCCUCGUGCCAAGAAAAGCGGAAUGAAGGUUACACCCACUAAAGAUGACAAGGACGACCCGGAGCUAAUGAAGUGCCCAGUUCCAGGCUGCGAUGGACUCGGACACAUUAGCGGCAAAUAUGCUUCUCACCGCAGCGCAUCUGGCUGUCCUCUGGCUGCUCGAAGACAGAAGGAAGGCACUCUGAAUGGAUCUGCAUUCUCCUGGAAAUCUCUUAAAAAUGAAGGUCCUACAUGCCCAACACCAGGCUGUGAUGGAUCAGGCCAUGCCAACGGCAGUUUCUUAACGCACAGGAGCUUGUCAGGUUGUCCACGAGCCUCUUUUGCUGGGAAAAAGGGAAAACUCUCAGGGGAUGAGCUACUUGGAACAAAAUUCAAGACCAGCGAUGUCUUAGAAAACGAUGAGGAAAUCAAACAGCUCAACAAGGAAAUAAAUGAGCUUACAGAAUCCAACUCAGAGAUGGAAGCGGACAUGGUGAACCUACAAUCUCAGAUAACAACAAUGGAGAAGAACCUGAAGAACAUUGAAGACGAGAAUAAGGUUAUAGAGGAACAGAAUGAAGCUCUGUUUGUAGAACUUUCCGGGCUAAGCCAGGCACUCAUACGAAGUCUUACCAAUAUCCGCCUUCCACAAAUGGAGCCAAUCAGUGAACAGAACUUUGAUGCCUAUGUGACCACUCUGACUGAUAUGUACAGUAACCAAGAGUGUUACCAAAACCCAGAGAAUAAAGCAUUGCUUGAGAGUAUCAAACAAGCAGUCAAAGGUAUCCAGGUGUAA